AGCUUCAUAUUUCAAUUGCGGGUCCAGUUUAAAUAGCAUUCUCUGUACUAGCAGGACUAAUGUGGAUUUAAAGCCUAAGUAGUUAAGUAGCUGCAGUAGAGCAAUAUCAUCAGCAGUUCUUCUGUUUUCAGUAUCUGGAGGUGGACUUGGGACGAUAUAAAGAUAAUCAGCAAUGACCCAACAAGGAGCAGCAUCACUGCAAGCAUACAUCAACGAGCUCAUCAAGAAUAUAGAUCAGCUGACUUUUAAAAGAGAUGAGCUAAAUAAGCACAUCCAGCGGGAGGAAGUGGAGAAGACUCAUCUUCAGCAUGACAUCCGUAUGCUUACGGAGAGGUUAAAUCGUGUGUCUGAGAGUCUGGACCGCCGCCUCGCUACACGCAAUGAGCUUGAUAGGACCAUCGCUGAGACGGAAGCUGGGUAUAUAAAAAUUCUAGAAAGUUCUGAGACUCUAUUAAGUGAUCUGAAGAAGGAGACCGGAAACCUCACCAAAGCGACGGAGCCUCGGAGCAACAGAGACCGUUUACCUCUGUAGCUGUAUGGCUGUAAUGCUCAGACACCGUACAGCAUUUUACUUAGCUUUCAUAUCUUGAUAUUUUAAUAUUGAAUUUACUUUUAUGAUCAUACACUGAAUUAAAAUGGGAUGUUUUUAACAAA
Molecule: messenger RNA, 654 nt
Organism: Tachysurus fulvidraco (yellow catfish)
Lineage: Eukaryota; Metazoa; Chordata; Actinopteri; Siluriformes; Bagridae
Product: Sjoegren syndrome nuclear autoantigen 1-like
Exons: 4
Coding region: 173-532 (119 amino acids)
Cellular component (GO): centrosome; ciliary basal body
Source: RefSeq, a predicted model, not a curated record